Sander lucioperca (pikeperch) is the source of this 1931-nucleotide messenger RNA. RefSeq names its product NECAP endocytosis associated 2 (gene necap2). The coding region runs from base 162 to 935 and encodes 257 amino acids. NCBI's taxonomy places the organism in Eukaryota, Metazoa, Chordata, Actinopteri, Perciformes, Percidae. Gene Ontology annotation, cellular component: clathrin vesicle coat; membrane. The record is from RefSeq and is a predicted model, not a curated record. Gene Ontology annotation, biological process: endocytosis. The transcript is spliced from 8 exons.
GAAGAAGAAGAACUUCCUCCACCACUGCUCAAAUCAUCCUGACCAGACGCGGCGCUGUUUGAAUCGAGCACCGCGGCUCGUUUUGGGAUCUUGUCUGGUCCAGGAGAGGUGUGAAAGUCGGACUCGGAAGUUGGUUCUGAUAGUUAGUAAAACUGGACAAAAUGGCAGAAGACAACAGUUAUGAGUCAAUGCUCUGCGUAAAGCCAGAGGUUCAUGUUUACCGGAUCCCGCCUCGGGCUUCUAACCGUGGAUAUCGUGCUGCUGACUGGAAGCUGGAUGAACCUGCAUGGAGUGGUAGGAUGAAAAUCACUGCUAAAGACAAGAUGGCCUACAUUAAGUUAGAGGACAAAAACACAGGGGAAUUGUUUGCCCAAGCUCCAGUCGAACAGUAUCCAGGGUGUGUAGUUGAAUCAGUCACAGACUCCAGCAGGUAUUUUGUGAUCCGGAUAGAAGAUGGCAAUGGACGUCAUGCUUUUAUCGGUCUGGGUUUUGCUGAUCGUGGAGACUCAUUUGACUUCAACGUAGCUUUGCAAGACCAUUUUAAGUGGGUAAAGCAAGAAGGUGAGCUCGCAAAACAGGAAGCUUCUGAGAGCACAGCACCUAAGCUGGACCUUCGCUUCAAAGAGGGUCAGACCAUCAAGAUCAGCAUUGGGAACAUCAAGAAGAAGGAUGCAGGUGGAGCCAAAGCCCGGCCAAUGGGUGGGGGUCUACUCCCACCUCCACCAGGUGCGAAGGUUGGAGGUGUCAUACUGCCGACUGUGGGAGAGCAGACAGUCUCAGCUGUACAGGCGAACACUGAUCCAGCCUCUCUUUUUGACUUUGGGUCCCCUGGCCCCGCAACCCCACCCAGCUCCGACAUGUGGGGAGAUUUCACAUCUGCAGGCUCCAACUCCAGUAAAGAUGCUGUCAAAUCAGGAUGGGUGCAGUUUAGUUGAGUGGUGAGAAAUACUCAGGUUCCAUACAUUCCAUGGACCGGACGAUUGUGGCAAAAAGAAACUAAAAGAGAGGAACUGUUGGCAAACUUGACUGGCUCAUUUGUUCUGGCUGCACUUAAAGAAUAUGUUCACAUAAACUAUAGCCCGCAGAGACAACACACUCUGGAGAAAGAAACAGUAAACAUGUACAUGUUUUUUUACAAUCUCAUAUUUGUGUCACACUCGGCUUUUGAAGUGGGCUCUUUGUUUGAUUUUAGAAGCCAGGAGAGAUCCCUAAAUCAUCAUUGUUGAAGAAUGUGCUCUCCUCAAGACAAAUGUGCAUGUUGAUGGUUGAAAGGACAGGUUGUCUCGUUACAAUAGCCAGAUGAGAACGUCUAUCCAUUGCCUAAAAUCAAAUGUUCCCUUAUUUUAUUUCUAUUAUCUAUUCCUUGUCACUGUUAGUCUGUCCAGAAUCAGAUUUGAUUGUGAUUUACAACAUCGUGCUCCCAUCAUACCGUUCUCAUUACACCAGCACCACUCAUCUCAAAGUUGUUUUUACCAUUUUGGGAAAGUUAGUUUACCCAUUAAAGUAUCAAUGUUUUGUUAAGCUUUAACCAGUAUGUGUGUGUGUUUUGUUUUCAGUUGCAUUAUUUCCUAGAGAUCAAAGCUAUAUUGAUAUUUGAUUAUUAGUUUUACAUUAAACCUCUUAAGCCUUCCUUAAAAAAUACCCAGAUUGUUUUUAAUCAUGGUGUUGGGGAAAAAAAGUCCUGAUGGCCAUUUGUCUGUCAUUCAAAGUUUGAACAUGUUUCGUUCAUGAUUGUUUUUGUGUAUGCCCUUCAUAUGUCUUUGCUUCGUGUCUUGUUGCUUUUAAAAAUGUGCCUUUUACCAAAUAGAAAUUUCCUCAAUCUUGUCGCUAAUUUGCAUCGAGUAUUUGAUUAAGUGCCUUUCUGAAAAUGAUCUAAAAUGUAUAAAAUAUAAACCUAUGUCUUCUUGUAAAUAAACAAUAUAUUUCAUUGA